AUGCACAAGACAUACCUCAAGUAUGCCUCCGUUGGCGCCGUCCCACCUGCCGAUGUCGUUUCUGCCGCCGCCGCUGCUUCGCAGAGCGGUUCAGUUGCGGCCAACCCAGAGCAAUUCGAUCAGGCCUACCUCUGCCCGGUCACUGUUGGCGGCAAGACCCUCAACCUCGAUUUUGACACUGGAUCCGCAGAUUUGUGGGUAUUCUCCACUCUCAUGCCUUCAAGCGAGCAGUCUGGACAUGCUGUAUACAACCCAAGCACAUCUGGCAAGAAGCUCAACGGCUACACCUGGAAUAUCACCUACGGUGAUGGCUCUGGUGCCAGCGGAACUGUCUACGCCGAUAAGGUCGUCGUGGGCGGUGUGACGGCAACUGCCCAAGCCGUUGAAGCCGCUACCUCGGUGUCAUCACAAUUCACCCAAGAUACCGACAAUGACGGCCUUCUCGGUCUCGCUUUCUCCAGUAUCAACACUGUAGAGCCACAACAGCAAAAUACUUUCUUCGACACUGUUAAGAGCUCCCUGGCCAAGCAAUUGUUCACUUGCGAUCUGAAGAAGGGCCAAGCCGGUUCCUACGACUUUGGGUACAUUGACAGCUCCAAGUACACUGGCAGCAUCGUCUACACUUCUGUCGACAACUCGCAAGGAUUCUGGGGUUUCACCGCUGGCGGAUACAGUGUCGGAUCAGGCAACGCCACUUCUGGCAGCAUCGGUUCAUCUAUCGCUGACACCGGCACCACCCUUCUGUACCUCCCAUCCAAGGUUGUCUCUGCCUACUACGCCAAGGUCUCUGGUGCCAAGUACAACAACCGACAAGGUGGAUACACUGCUCCAUGCCACCAGAACUGGCCAGCAUUCAACGUUGCGAUCGGUGGCAAGACCUUCGUCGUUCCAGGUAGCUACAUCAACUACGCCCCAAUCGACAACUCUGGCACCACUUGCUUCGGUGGUAUUCAGUCCAAUUCCGGUAUUGGCUUCACAAUUUUUGGCGACAUCUUCCUCAAGAGCGUCUUCGUCGUCUUUGACGAGACUACUGGAUCGCCACGUCUCGGCUUUGCCGGACAAUAG
Molecule: messenger RNA, 1065 nt
Organism: Pseudocercospora fijiensis CIRAD86
Lineage: Eukaryota; Fungi; Ascomycota; Dothideomycetes; Mycosphaerellales; Mycosphaerellaceae
Exons: 3
Coding region: 1-1065 (354 amino acids)
Biological process (GO): proteolysis
Molecular function (GO): aspartic-type endopeptidase activity
Source: RefSeq, a predicted model, not a curated record